Messenger RNA from Chelonoidis abingdonii (Abingdon island giant tortoise), 2084 nucleotides. It is a transcript of the gene TTLL2, whose product is annotated as tubulin tyrosine ligase like 2. Gene Ontology annotation, biological process: microtubule cytoskeleton organization; protein polyglutamylation. Gene Ontology annotation, molecular function: tubulin-glutamic acid ligase activity; tubulin binding. Lineage: Eukaryota; Metazoa; Chordata; Testudines; Testudinidae. The record is from RefSeq and is a predicted model, not a curated record. Gene Ontology annotation, cellular component: ciliary basal body.
CUGCCACAGAAGCAGCAAUACCCCCUAAAGCAGCUAUCAACUGGGAUUUCGUGACCUCCACAGACAGAAGGGGCAACAGAACCUUUAAAAAAUAAGGCCCACACAAUGGCAUAUGACCAUGAUGGAGAAGACAUCCUGAAGCCUCUGGUCUUCCGUCUCCACGAGAGCGUUCCUGAAGCAGUCCGUGAGGUCUUACUGGAACGUGGUUGGAGUGAAUUUGAUGAACAAGAGCAAGAUGACGCAGACUGGAAUCUGUACUGGCAGAACUCUCCUUUCCGUAUGACUGACCACCGAAGCAUUAAACCAUGGCAGAGGCUCAAUCACUAUCCAGAAACAGUGAGGAUCACAAGGAAAGACUAUCUGGCAAGGCAUCUGAAACGCAUGAAGGGAAUUUAUGGACCAUCUCUUUAUGAGUUUAGUCCAGUGGCAUUCAUCAUGCCUAAUGACUAUGUCAAGUUUAUAGCAGAGUACACCAAGGAGAGACAGUCACAGGGCAAAAAGCCAAGCUACUGGAUUUGCAAGCCUGUGGAUUUGUCUCGUGGAAGGGGCAUACUCAUUUUCCAGGACAUUAAAGACUUUGUAUAUGAUUGCAUGGUCAUUGUGCAGAAGUACAUUAGUAACCCUUUGCUUAUUUCUGGGUACAAAUCGGAUCUCCGCCUCUAUGUCUGUGUCACCAGUUUUUGCCCCCUUACCAUUUACGCUUACGAUGAAGGGCUGGUGAGGUUUGCCACUGAAAAGUUUGACCUCAGUUCUCUGGACAACGUCUAUGCCCAUCUGACAAACACCAGCAUCAAUAAAUUUGGCGCCUCGUACAAAAAAAAUAAAGAAGGGAUCGGCCAUGGCUGCAAAUGGACGUUCAGCAAAUUCCGAUCUUACCUACGCAGCCAUGAGGUGGACGACCUGCUUCUGUGGCAGAGAAUAAACAACAUCAUAAUGCUGACCCUGCUUGCUAUAACCCCUUCUGUUCCAUUGACAUCCAAUUGCUUUGAGCUCUUUGGGUUCGACAUUCUGAUAGAUGACACAUUCAAACCAUGGCUUUUAGAAGUAAACUACAGCCCAGCCUUGCGCCUAGACUGUUCCAUCGACACAACAGUGAAAAAAAGACUUCUCCAUGAUAUCAUUGAAUUGCUAAAUUAUAAACAAACUGACACCUUGAGAGAAAACAAAGAGCCUGGCACUAAAGCUUCAUAUGCUGGUAGAACACAUAUCCCCUUGAGGACACAGGGUGAAAAUGCAACAGAUGACGCUCCCAAUUUCCUUGCUUCUAGGCAAGAGAGUGAAUGGACUGCCACUUCUGCAGUGCAGUCUCUCUUGGAGGUUGCAGGAGGUUCAUUUAAGAAGGAGGCCAUAGUGAUUGGGAAAAUGGCCAGAACACAUCCAAGGAAAACACUAACCUCACAGCUCCGGGAAAGGAUGAACAGGCUGAAAACAUCUUCGCAAUCAAAGGCGGCGUCUAAAAGCAAACAGCUGCCAGGCGCUAGACACCCUGCACAUGCAUCUGUCCAAGUCACCCACUGGUUGCCUACCACUGAGUUAUGUAACUACAAAUUAACUAUUCCUCCAUAUUUUCUCUCCACUAAAGACAAAAGGCCCUUCCCUCGAGUAGGUGAUUUUGUCCUUAUAUUUCCUUUCAACGAUGCUGCACUUGAAGCCUCCAGAAAUGGAGUAGAUGUAAAAAGCAUCGUACAAGAAAUACACAAGUUAAUGAACAAACAGUCACCCCCAGGACAGCAGAAAGUAAAGAAGAGAAAAGAUUAUUUAACUUUUAGAUAACUCAGUGGAAGUUAGGCUAUAAGCUGCCACACAAUGAAAGAGGAAGACAAGAACCAGAUAUGAAUGGUGCUACUGACACAUCUUAGCUGGUGGCUUAGUUUGAAGAUGGUGGGUACGUGCGGAAGUCAUCUCAGAAAUCGGGAUCUUGCAAAACCACACACAAUUUGAAAAUGUCUCUUGUGAUUUAACAAUGCCACUAGGCAAUUAUUUUGUUAAAUAAAAGGAUGAAUUGCAUAAUUAAUUUAUACAGUAUUCUUCUGCCUCUAGAACAGUCCCAAAAUGAAAAUAUAAAGUUGUAUAUUCUUUCAAAA